This is a messenger RNA of Oryctolagus cuniculus (rabbit), 6465 nucleotides long. It is a transcript of the gene KCNK9, whose product is annotated as potassium two pore domain channel subfamily K member 9. Gene Ontology annotation, cellular component: plasma membrane. Gene Ontology annotation, biological process: stabilization of membrane potential; potassium ion transmembrane transport. Gene Ontology annotation, molecular function: potassium ion leak channel activity; outward rectifier potassium channel activity. NCBI's taxonomy places the organism in Eukaryota, Metazoa, Chordata, Mammalia, Lagomorpha, Leporidae. The record is from RefSeq and is a predicted model, not a curated record.
GCCCUCCCGCCGGAGCGGGGCUGUGAAGCGCACACACAGGCACACACACGCACACGCACACACAGAUACAUACUCCGGCUCCCUCCGGCGCGCACGCACACUGCGCCCCGGGCAGACCAGCGCAGCAGCCGCCUGCUUGGACACCCGGACGCCGAAGGGCCCUGACCCACUCGCGGCUCCUGCGCCCGCGCCCACCCUGCAGCUCCGCCAGGACCGCGGGACCACUCCGGCCGCCGCCGCGACUGCCACCCCCGGAGACGCCGGCUGGUCGACCGCCGCCGCCGCGCGCGGUUCCGCCGCCGCACCCGAAGCCGCUCCGCCGCGGGCUUUGCCGUCUUGGGGCCGCGCCCCGCUCCCGCGCCUCGGAGACUGAGCGGAGCAAACUUCGCCAACCAGCCAGCGCUCGGCGGCGACCCUCCUGCGUUCCCGCGCGCCUAGGUGGGCUCGGGGCGCUCGGACCUAGGGGCGUGCGGUUGCCCUGCUCGCUGCACCUGCUUGGGCACCCCCCCCACCCGCUUUCCGGAGACCCGCGAGCCGCGGACACUUAGCAAACUUUUCUAACCCCCAACAGAGGGGGAGCGAGAAGGGGUGAAAGCGAAGGAGGUCCCAGGGGGCGUGCGCGCACCUGCGGGCUCUUAGCUGGGUGCCAGCGCGCGGGAGCCGGCCCGGCUCUCCCGCCGCACCCCAUCCCCCCGACUCCCGCCUCUCUCGCCAGCUCUCGCUCCCGCCCCUGCCUUUCCGGUGGGUGCAGGGGGGCGGGGUGCGGAGGGCAGCGUAGCCCGCGCGGUGCUCAGUGGGGCCACUUUGCAUGGCCCUGCGCAGUGGGACCGGCUACCUCGGCCGGCUCUGGCGCAGGGUGUCCAGAUUCCGGAACGCCUGGCCCCGGCGCUCCAACAACGUCCUGUGCCAGUCGGUGGUUGCCACGGAGCCCCUGCCCCGCCAUCACUGGCAGCGGGGCCCCCGCCAGCCUCCCCGCCCCCCGCCUCAGGGCUGCUGCUGCUACUGCUGUUGCGGUCGCCGCUUGCAACUUGGCGGCGGCGGCGGCGGCGGCGGAGGGCGGCGGGCGCUGCAGUGGGGCGAGGGCGGCGGUGAGCCCGCGGGACAUGCCCCCCGCGCCGGCUCCCUGCUCGCAGCCAUGAAGCGGCAGAACGUGCGGACGCUGUCGCUGAUCGCGUGCACCUUCACCUACCUGCUGGUGGGCGCCGCGGUCUUCGACGCCCUGGAGUCCGACCACGAGAUGCGCGAGGAGGAGAAACUCAAGGCGGAGGAGAUCCGGAUCAAGGGGAAGUACAACAUCAGUAACGAAGAUUACCGGCAGCUGGAGCUGGUGAUCCUGCAGUCGGAGCCGCACCGCGCCGGCGUCCAGUGGAAAUUCGCCGGUUCCUUUUACUUUGCCAUCACCGUCAUCACUACCAUAGGCUAUGGCCACGCGGCACCCGGCACAGACGCGGGCAAGGCCUUCUGCAUGUUCUACGCGGUGCUGGGCAUCCCGCUGACGCUGGUCAUGUUCCAGAGCCUGGGCGAGCGCAUGAACACCUUCGUCCGCUACCUGCUGAAACGCAUCAAGAAGGGCUGUGGUAUGCGCAACACGGAGGUCUCCAUGGAGAACAUGGUGACCGUGGGCUUCUUCUCCUGCAUGGGCACGCUGUGCAUCGGCGCGGCCGCCUUCUCCCAGUGCGAGGACUGGAGCUUCUUCCACGCCUACUACUACUGCUUCAUCACGCUCACCACCAUCGGCUUCGGGGACUACGUGGCGCUGCAGAGCAAGGGUGCCUUGCAGAAGAAGCCGCUGUACGUGGCCUUCAGCUUCAUGUACAUCCUGGUGGGGCUCACGGUCAUCGGAGCCUUCCUCAACCUGGUCGUGCUCAGGUUCCUGACCAUGAACAGUGAGGACGAGCGGCGCGACGCCGAAGACCGGGCGUCGCUGACCGGCAACCACCACAGCCUGGUCAUCCAUGUCCCCGACGAGCCGCGGCCAGGCCGUGCCCGCGCCAAGGGCGAGGGCACCGAACUGCAGUCCGUGUGCGCCUGCUCGUGCUACCGCUCGGUGGCCACGCACCAGAACUCCUUCGGUGCCAAGCUCGCACCCCAGAACUUGCAGUCCAUCUCGUACAGGAUGGAGGAGAUCUCCCCGAGCACCUUGAAGAACAGCCUGUUCCCGUCACCCAUCAGCUCCAUCUCCCCUGGGGUGCACAGCUUCUCCGAGCACCACCGGCUGAUGCGGCGCCGGAGGUCCGUCUAAGGUGCGGGGCGGGCGCCAGCACGGCCGCGUCCCCUGUGUCAGAGUCGACGCGAAGUAGCUGCAGCUUCGCGAGUGGUGCCCGUGGACGCUGGGUCUCCCCGCCAAAGCCCCACAAGGCUUUGGGAACUCUGCCUUCUCACGCCGACCUCCUCCGUGCCCUGUCCCUAAACUCCCGCAGGGACGGUCCAGCUCUCCACGGCACAAGCACGGGGAGCCGGGGCCCCUCCUGCUCUCGGUCCUGGAGACGCGCCUGCCGUUCUGCUGUAAUCUGUGGUCUCUGCCUUUGAGAUACUUGGCGCCGGCGGGUUCUGUCUCGGGGCCUUCUUGGGUCCCCGCGCACUGAGCAUUCUGCCUGCUGCAGCCCAGAACCCGUGCCCGAGCAGGUCUGCGCCUCUGCCCAUGCUGUUCCUGCUACCUGUCACUCUGCAACGUGGUGCGGGAGCAGCUCACUCUCCUGCCCCUCUGCCCCCUGGAGGACUCAGCGGUGGCCUCCCCUGGCCCUGUCUCUCUCAUGGACAAAGCCUGAGAGACAAACUUCCUUGGAGCAGCAGUUGCUGGGCUGCUCCCAGGAGCCGAGACAGGUUUUAGCUUCUUACCCAAAUGGCCAUGCCCUCCCCCCACCAAUAAGCAAGGCAAGUCUCCCCUUGCUAACAAGGGAAUUUGGGGACUUUGCUCCAUUCCCGAUGGCCUAACCCCACGCAUGGGCUGCAAAUCUCCCCCACCCCCCAACGAUUCAAUGAGUGUGCCAUGUGGGGCAGAGCCGGCACCUGUCCACCUCACAGCCCGGCCUUUCCCAUAGGCGCCUGCAGGUGUCGGUUACGCCGUGCUGUAUUGGGCCUAGGCCAUGUGCUCAUGGUGGUGUGUCUCGGGGAGACCGAGUGGCUGAGCGCGGUGCACAGUGAUUGGCACAGAACUCCAUGCCUGGACAGCCCUGCACCUGCCACUUCCAGCUCCGGGCCCCCGGGAAGAGGCAAGGGUUGGCGGGCAAUGCCUCCAGUGAGCAGCAGGCCCCCGGCAUCUCACAGCCCUGGAAUCCACCUGUCUUUCCCAGGUGGGUGGUGGAUUUGCCUCUCACCAGCCUUGGUCCCCCCCCCCCCUUUACCGUGGAGAUGACCAAUAACCCCUACUGCGCAGGGGGCCGGUGAGGACUGGAGGUAACAUUUGCCGAUGGCUGUUCUGCGCCGAGCACCAUGCUGUGUCAACCUGUCUUUGCUCUGUGGGGCCCAGGGCUGAGGGGAGCUCUGCCCUGCCUAGAAUGCGGCACAGUGCAAAGGAAGGUGCUGCUGCCCCAGAGCUUACCCUGGGCACCGGGCCAACUGCACCUGCCAGGGGUGGGAGCGUUUCGCCCCAGUGCAGAGAUGGGUCCAGGCCAGCCAGGGAGUGUUCGCUGCAUUGCCUACUCCUGCACCUGCUGCAAAAGCCGGGCUCGGUCCUGUGCCCUGGGGACGAUGAUGAGGGGAGAGCCACGUCCCAGUGGAGGCAGCAGUGGUCACUACCUAUGCAGAUGUUGGCCCUCAGGCUUUGCCCCAUUCCUGCGGGUCCCCGAGGACCAACAGAGUCCUGGAGGGUUAGGUUUCCCAGCCUGACACAAGCAGUAAGAGAUGAUGGGGUGCCAGCUGCCCGGAUACCUGCAGUGUCUUCUUCCUGGUCCCUGCAGUGUGGUGGCCUGGGGAGGUCUGAGAAUAAGAGGAAAGCGCUGGUGACCCCCAUCCACCCCCAGGCUUCCAGCUCCCCUUCUGUGAAGGGCCUGGAACGGGGAUCGCUACUUAAGGGUCAGGGCAGGGGGCAUCCAGGAACGUGCCUGCAGGCUGCGUGGGGUUUCUGAGCCUGUGUGGGACACACAGGUUAGCCAGGAAGCUGGGGGGGGGGCUACCUGACAGGGGACAGUGGAUGUCAGCACAAUGCAGGGGACCUUUGGGAGGGUGGGGGGGGUCAGAGCUGGAGGGGCGGUGGAGGGGCAGGGGAAGGAUGCGUCAGAGUGUCCAAGAGGCCCACUUGGGAUGUUCUCACUCUUCCAUCCCUGUGUGGAGCGUCUGGCCCAGCCUCACCAGGGAGUGGCAUCUCAUGAACCUGGCCCCCAUGGACGCAGCAGCUCAGUCUGGCCUCUCGUAGGUUGGAGAGGACAUGGGAACCUUCCCACCAGCCCAGCCCUGGCCUCCCUUAGAUGUAGUCAGACCUCAUGGCUUGGUAAGUCACCUCCUAACCUCUGCCAUCAAAGGUGAAAUGGCCAGGUGAGACGCAGGCAUUGGCCAGGCAGGUACAGGGAGACAGACUUGGUGGUGUUAUGUACAAGACUUUGACGCUGGGUAGGCAUGGAGGCAGCCCAGGGUUGGACCCUUCCAGCCAGGGGCUGGGUUCCUGCUUCCUGGGGGCUCCCCAUUUUCCAGGUGGACGUGUGCUGUAUGGACUUCUCCCACUGAAGAAUCCCGUCCCCGCCCUGCCCCCAGAACCCUUCCAUGGAUGAGCUUGCACGUCAAGGCGGCUUCUCGGUUAUGGGCCCGCUCAGUUCCCAGGGGAUGGCGGGGAGGGGGCGAACCUGCAACGGGGGAAGCCCACCUUGCGUCUGGUGAACCUAGGGGACCUCGCACCUUUCCUGCAUGCAAGGGGAUGGUGCCCCUCCCAGCAGCAGCUGCAGCAGCAGUGGAGGGUCUGGUGGCUCCCUGGGGUCCCGUGUACACCGCGGGCUGCUGAUUUCUGCACUGUCAGCCUCAGUGAGGGGCUGGGGCGAUCUCAACCAUCUCGAACCACCAUGGCAAGUGGGCCUCAAGCUGCCAGACGGCACACCCCUGGAACCCAGAAUGUGCCUCGGCCAUUUUUCAUGUUCCCAAGCUGAGUUUUUAAAGAGUUGGGUGGAAUUAAAAAAUGCAAGGAAAAAUGCAAUUAGCUGGAACCCAAUGGAGCAGAACCCACAAUUAACAAGGUUUCUCCCUAAUUUGAUGGCUGCUCCGAGACCACCACACUUCUGAUAAGGGCUAAUUACACGUUUGUUUAUUCAUCCCAGAAAAAGCAUCCUGACAGCCGUUUUUGGGCUGGGAGGUCCCUGGGGUGGGGGUGUCCAUCAGCCCACCCCAGCUGUAGCAGGGACGCCACCAAGUACACUGCAUUGGGUGGGCGAGACUGUUACUACUGCCAAGGACGAUUUAAACAGAUGAACCCAACUGGAAGAUGGAGACCUUGGUACGUCCCAAAGCUUUGAGUAGAAGGUUCACAAGUUAGCACCUAGAGGCGACAUAGCACCAAAGACGUCAGAUAGGAUGACCAGUGGAAUCCCAGCCGCACUGAUAGCCGGCCAGCAAACCGUCAUCGUCCCUCCUAGAGGUCCUUUUUUUCCCCUUCAGUCAACCAUGCAUCCUUGUACAAGAGAAAACUCACCUGUCAUUUGUGGCCAAAGUCAUAAAGGUUAUGCUUGAAUUAGUUCAAAACUCAUACCCAUCAAAAUGAUUGGCGUGCACUCGCAGGUUCCUGGGGGCGGGGGGAGGGGCACGGGGAUGGGGCCCUCGCAUUUGUCUGUCUGUGGGCUGUAUGUGUGUUCACUGGGUAUCCUCGGGUCUCUGGAUUUGGGUGGCUUUCUUUCCCAGCUGUGCAGUGUGGCCCUGGAUCUGGUUCUGUCCUAUCAGUGGGAGGCUAUGGGCAGUGGAGGGCGGGCACAGACGGACACUGUACGGGAAGCGGGUGGGUCUAGGGGGGAAUGGAAUGGCUGGGCCCUCCCCUACCACGGCCAGUGCAAGCAGGCCCGACGGACAUCCCAGUGGCUCGCCUUUUUGGGGGGAAGCCGCACCAGAUACGACAGAGCCAGGGAUGCCAGCUGGACUGCAGACUACCCAGAUCAAAGCCGCUGCCUGCUGCUGUGUGUUUCUCUCGUCUAUCUUCCCAACCUUCUCAUGCAUGGAGAGGGUGUUCUCACCAACGGCCUUAGAAUGCCCGGCUGAAGCCUCACGGGAUGAGACAACCAUCCGAUACUAGAUGUGUUUAUUAUCAUUGCAGCUUCAAGAAUGACAACAGAAAAUCCUGUAUCACCAAUGUUUACAAGUCCAAGUAGACAUCAGCCCGUGUAACAUAUGUAAUUUAUGCAAGAGAUCACACCUGUCUUUUGUAACCAAUGCACUGGGCAACCCUGUAAAUAUUUUACAGUGUGUUUAUGGAAACGGAGAGCAUCAUUCGCUGUCGCGCUGUAACAUAAUGCACUUUUCUAGUUUUUCAUUAAAAUCUCUAAGGCACCUUUG